This is a messenger RNA of Phycomyces blakesleeanus NRRL 1555(-), 3212 nucleotides long. RefSeq lists its product as hypothetical. The record is from RefSeq and is a predicted model, not a curated record. Gene Ontology annotation, biological process: mRNA splicing, via spliceosome. Gene Ontology annotation, molecular function: GTPase activity; GTP binding; U5 snRNA binding. Lineage: Eukaryota; Fungi; Mucoromycota; Mucoromycetes; Mucorales; Phycomycetaceae. Gene Ontology annotation, cellular component: U4/U6 x U5 tri-snRNP complex; cytosol; U2-type catalytic step 2 spliceosome. The coding region runs from base 126 to 3071 and encodes 981 amino acids. The transcript has 13 exons.
CUACACUGUUAAGCGUCAGCCUUUUUCUAUCCCACUUUCUUUUUUUUUUUUUAAUAAAAAGUCUUUGACAGAUCUCUCAAUUUACAACACAUUUUAGCUUAAUUUCUUACGCGACAAAGAAACCAAUGGACGAUUCUCUCUACGAUGAAUUUGGCAAUUACCUCGGCCCUGAAGUCGAAGAAGAUGAUGAUGACUUUGAAGAACAACACGAAGAAACACGCAUGGAAACUCAGUCUGAAGAAGAAGACGAAAAUGAACCAGAACAUGUCAAUGAAUCUGCUUUAAUGCUCAUCGAUGAUAUCCCACCAAACCAAAUCGUUCUUCAUGAAGACAAGAAAUAUUAUCCUUCAGCCGAAGAAGUAUACGGUCCUGAAGUCGAGACACUUGUACAAGAGGAAGAUACACAACCUUUGUCAGAACCAAUUGUAGCACCAAUCAAGGUUCGCAAGUUCCACGUCAGUGAAAAGAACUUGCCAGAAACGCGAUUCAGUAAAGAGUUUAUGAUGGAUAUGAUGAACUUUCCGGAAUUAACUCGUAAUGUCGCAAUUGUCGGCCACCUUCACCACGGCAAAACCUCGUUUGUUGAUACUCUUGUGUCUGAAACCCACAAUAUCCCAAUCAAUGUUGACCAACCGGAACGUUAUACAGAUACCCACAUCUUAGAAAGAGAACGAGGUGUGAGUAUCAAGAGUAUGCCAAUGACAAUGGUUAUGCAGGAUCUCAAUGGAAAAUCGUAUCUUUUGAAUGUCAUUGAUACACCAGGCCACACAAAUUUUAUUGACGAAGUUGUUGCUGCCACACGCCUCUGUGACGGUGUUGCUAUUGUUGUCGAUGUUAUUGAGGGAGUUAUGGUCAAUACCGAACAGAUCAUCAAGCAUUGCAUUCGUGAAAAGCUCGGCAUGACUCUUAUUAUUAACAAGGUAGAUCGCUUGAUGUUGGAACUCAAGCUGCCUCCCACAGAUGCAUAUUUUAAGUUGCGUCACACUAUUGAAGAAGUCAACACUGUCAUUAGAAACACACCAGGUGGAGAGGACAUUCGUCUCUCACCCGAACUCGGCAAUGUUUGCUUUGCAUCCAGCCAAACUGGCUGGUGUUUUACCCUCAAAUCAUUUGCUAGACUUUAUGCCGAAUCUUAUGCUGAGAUUGACCCAGAAGAGUUUGGUAAACGCUUGUGGGGUGAUGUAUUCUACAAUCCCGCCAAGGGAACCUUCCACCGCAAACCUCAGGGAGAGGGUAGCAAACGUGCGUUUAUCCACUUUAUUCUCGAGCCCCUCUACAAGCUUUAUACACAGAUUAUCGGAGAGGAUACCAAGGAACUUAAACGUACCUUGCGCACACUCGACAUCCGACUCAAGGAAAAGGAGUUUGGUUUGAAUGUCAAGGUCCUGCUCCGACUCGUGUUGUCCCAGUUCUUUGGUCCCCCUGCCGCAUUUGUAGACAUGGUUGUAGAGCACAUCGCAUCACCCAUUGCCAAUGCUGCCCAAAAGGUGGCCCAGAUCUAUACCGGACCCAUGGAUACUGAGGUAGCCCAAGCAAUGCAGCGCUGUGAUCCCGACGGACCCCUGAUGAUCCAGAUCGUCAAACUGUAUAACGACGAGGACGCGACCGCAUUUGACGCAUUUGGACGUGUUAUGAGCGGCUCCAUCAAGGCUGGCCAGAUGGUCCGCGUCUUAGGUGAAGGUUACUCGAUCGACGACGAAGAAGACAUGACGAUGCAAAAGGUCUCCAAUGUGUGGGUUUACGAGUCCAGAUACCGCAUGGAGGUCGAUGGUGUACCUGCAGGUGCAUGGGUGCUACUUGGUGGAGUCGACAGUUCGAUUAUAAAGACUGCCACGAUCGUUAACCAAAAGUCGCGCGAGGACUCUUAUAUCUUCCGCCCUCUGCGAUUCCCCACCGCUGCCACAUUAAAGGUCGCAAUCGAGCCAGUCAACCCGUCAGAGUUGCCAAAGAUGCUCGAUGGUCUGAGAAAGAUCAACAAAAGUUAUCCCAUUGUCACAACAAAGGUCGAAGAGUCUGGCGAACACAUCUUACUCGGUACCGGUGAACUUUACCUUGACUGUGUGUUACAUGAUCUUCGCCGCAUGUACGCCGAGAUCGAGCUCAAGGUAGCUGAUCCUGUUGUCCGUUUCUGUGAAACUGUGGUCGAGACAUCUGCUCUCAAAUGUUUUGCAGAGACACCAAACAAAAAGAAUAAGCUCACAUUUAUUGCAGAACCUCUUGAAAAAGGAUUUGCUGAAGAUAUCGAAACUGGAGAGAUCAAUAUUCGCUGGCCUGUCAAGGAGCUCAGCAAAUAUUUACAAAACAAGUAUCAGUGGGAUGUGUUGGCAUCUCGGUCAAUAUGGGCAUUUGGUCCUGACGAUAUGGGGCCAAAUGUAUUGAUGGAUGACACACUACCAUCAGAAGUUGACAAGAAACUCUUGUUUUCUGUCAAGGAUUCUAUUAAGCAAGGUUUCCAGUGGGGUACUCGCGAAGGACCAUUGUGUGAUGAACCCAUACGAAAUGUCAAAUUCAAGAUAUUAGAUGCUGUUUUGGCAAAUGAGCCGAUAUAUAGAGGUGGUGGUCAAAUCAUUCCUACCGCUCGUCGUGUCUGUUACUCCUCCUUCUUGACGGCAACACCUCGACUGAUGGAGCCUGUUUACUAUGUUGAGAUUCAAGCACCAGCAGAUUGUGUUUCUGCAGUAUAUGCAGUAUUACAACGGCGAAGAGGCCAUGUAACCCAGGAUCUUCCUAAACCUGGUUCGCCUCUUUACACUGUCAAGGCGUACAUUCCUGUUAUAGAUUCAUGUGGAUUUGAAACUGAUCUUCGUACCCAUACACAAGGCCAAGCGUUCUGCCAGCAGAUAUUUGAUCACUGGCAGAUUGUUCCUGGCGAUCCUCUCGAUGCUAGUAUUGUCUUGAGACCACUUGAACCCAGUCCGGCACAGCAUCUUGCCAGAGACUUUAUGGUCAAGACAAGAAGAAGAAAGGGUUUGUCUGAGGACGUCAGCAUAAACAAAUACUUUGAUGAUCCUAUGCUUUUGGCAUUGGCACAAAGUGACGUAUUGGGUGGUGUAUAUGGUUCGGGUGUAUAAGAAAUUAAGAAUCUAAAAUAAAAUAAUAAAUAAAAAGAAGAAAGAAAAAAGAACAAAACUUGCUUUGAUUGAUUGAUAUAUCUAUAUGAAUAAUAAAAAGAAGAAUAACCAAUAUAUAUAUAUAUAUAUAUAUAUAUAUAU